AUGGACGGCUUACUACGAACACUAACACGCUCCCGCAACACCGCGCCGUCCCCGAGCCGUGGCAGCCGCAACCGAAACCGAUACGGCGACAACCACAACGGAAGCGGCGGCGGGGGAGGAAACCACCACGGCCAGAUCGAGAUUAUCCUCGAGGCCCUUGCGCGGGGACUGGUUGAAUAUGCCGUGCAAAAGUACAUGAAGAAACUCAGCGGCGGCGAUGAUGACAAGGGAGGACAACACCACGACGACCGACGUCUCAGCACCCGAGGUAACAGCAAUCACGACGGCGACGAGCGCGCUAGGGGCGGCGUUCCGAACAUGGACAUGGAGAUGCUGGAGCACUUGGGCAAGAACAUCCUCUCCAAGGCUAUGGACCGCUUUGGCGGCGGUGGCGGCGGAGGCGAAGAAGAUGAUCGUGAGGAGGUGAGAGCGAACGCAAAGGGACGCGGUCGCGGGAGGGAGAGGGGGUACAGCCGGGACCGGUCUAGCCGCUCGCACGAACGCUCCCAAGAACGCUCACAGCAACGCUCCCACAGACGAAGCCGCCACCACGGCGGCGACGACAGCGGCGGCGGCAGCGGUAGCAAGGACGGAGACCGUGAGCGGAGGCGACGGCAUAGCCCCAGGGACGGGUAUUCUUCGCCCUCGAGGCACCAUCGUGACGAUGGCUACCGUCGCAGACGCAGGCAUGGGACCGACUACGCCCCGCUGGUUGAUAGCCUAGAGACUUUGUCCAACACCAUCAUCUCCUUGAACGAGCGGCAGCCCGGCCACGCCGACUGCGAGUUUUACGAAGCGUUUGUGGAGCGGUCGGAGAAGACGCAGGAGGCGAUCGGGACGGUGCUUGUGCAGCUCCGUGAGAGGGAGGAGAGGAGACAGGAGAGGCGUGGUCGGCGAAGGAGCUGA
This is a messenger RNA of Colletotrichum spaethianum, 906 nucleotides long. RefSeq lists its product as uncharacterized. The transcript has a single exon. The record is from RefSeq and is a predicted model, not a curated record. NCBI's taxonomy places the organism in Eukaryota, Fungi, Ascomycota, Sordariomycetes, Glomerellales, Glomerellaceae. The coding region runs from base 1 to 906 and encodes 301 amino acids.